UUUUUCCUACCUAUACAAUUGCUCAAAUAUUAAAUAAACAAACAAAACCUAAAGACUUUUUCCAAAGUCAAACAUAUGUACCUUCUUCUAUAUAUUGUUUUGUUAUUCUUCACCUUCUUUUCAACCAAAUCUUAUUUGUCUCUCAUACAUCUUCUUCUUCAUUCUUCCUUUCUAAAAAUGUGUAAUAUUCCAAAAAUAUCAUGUUUCAAAGGAGUUUCAUACAUGUUAUUAUGCUCAAAUCCAAGAAUUAAGCUUAUAUCAUUUGAAGGAACUACAAAAGUUAUAAAAGGACGUUCAAGAAUUAAAGCAGGAGAAAUAAUGUUUGAGUUUCCUGAUUGUGUUGUUUGCCAUGCAGACUCAUUCUUCCUUGGUCGUCCGAUACCGGCACUCGCCAUCCACGACCACCUCGUCGCUGGACGUUCGUAUUUUGUCCUCCCACUCGACCGCCUUCCUAAUGGUGGACCUCUCUCCGCGGCCGCCUUACAGUCUCUAUCAUCUCCUUUACCUAGUAAAAAAGAUAAGAGUUACCCUAGUAGUACAAUGAAUUAUUCUAAUAAUUUGUUUAGUGGUGGUAAUGACAAUAAUGGUAAUAAUAGCCCUUUUGAGUAUAUUAAGGAUAAAGAUGGUAGGGUAAUUAUGAUAAAAGUUGUACCAGAGUUUAUUACUAGGAUUAUUAGUCCAUCUUUAAGUCCGAAUAGUAAUAGUAAUAGUAAUAGUAUUAGUAAUCUUAUAUGUACGACCCCAGAGUUGCAGAAACAAUAUGAGCAACUUGUUAGGGCUAAAGAUCAAGGGUGGUCUCCAAGACUUGAGACGAUUUCUGAGCAUAAGAUUAGGUCUUCUCCUAUUAAGUUAUUGCGUUUGGAGUGGAAACAAAUCAAGCAAAAACAAAUUUGAUUAAGUAUUUAA
This is a messenger RNA of Beta vulgaris subsp. vulgaris (sugar beet), 906 nucleotides long. RefSeq lists its product as uncharacterized. The transcript has a single exon. The record is from RefSeq and is a predicted model, not a curated record. Lineage: Eukaryota; Viridiplantae; Streptophyta; Magnoliopsida; Caryophyllales; Amaranthaceae. The coding region runs from base 76 to 894 and encodes 272 amino acids.